AUGAGUUUAUUCAAUUGUUCUGAUCACCCAAUUAAAUUCUUCUUAUUACCCACUCUUAUCUUGGGUAAUGAUACACUAAAAAAACUGGAUUCGGUGAUCGACGUAAAGAAUGAUAUUCUUGUUAUAAAAGCACCGCUACUUCAGAACAGAAAACCACACUGCAAAGCCAUUAACAAUCAACACAUCCCAAGUCAUCAGGAGAUAGUGACCGGCACCAUCCUUCUCAACAGCUUUAACGGCAACACUAAAAUCGACAAAGAAGAAAUGGAGCUAGAAGGAACUUAUCUAAUACAGUUCCAAAACUCUACAGUCUACAUCAACGAAGACAAGUACGAGUCAAUAGAAGCAAAAUACGCAGAAGCAACCCCCCCACUUUUGCAAUUAAUGGCCGAAAAGAUGUUAACAGAAGAGGUUCUUUCGCUACAAAUGCUGAAAAAAUCAACAUCAAUAACACUCGGAAACUGGAUACGCUAAGAACUGAGAGCUUCAAGGCAAACUCCAUCAGUUUCGGACUUUUUGGUAUCUUAGUGAUAACAUUCACCAUAAUGGCCAUAUGGGUAUGGAAGCUGAAAUCCGCCCCAGAAUUACAGAAGGCCACAGAAGCACAGAAAGUCGAAACUCCAAGCAAUGGAACGCGAAAACGCUUCUACAUUGCGUCCGAGGACGUCCGCGC
Molecule: messenger RNA, 673 nt
Organism: Drosophila albomicans
Lineage: Eukaryota; Metazoa; Arthropoda; Insecta; Diptera; Drosophilidae
Exons: 3
Coding region: 1-474 (157 amino acids)
Source: RefSeq, a predicted model, not a curated record